Hibiscus syriacus is the source of this 2655-nucleotide messenger RNA. Its product is annotated as VIN3-like protein 2. Gene Ontology annotation, biological process: epigenetic regulation of gene expression; vernalization response. NCBI's taxonomy places the organism in Eukaryota, Viridiplantae, Streptophyta, Magnoliopsida, Malvales, Malvaceae. The record is from RefSeq and is a predicted model, not a curated record. The transcript is spliced from 5 exons. Gene Ontology annotation, molecular function: protein binding. Bases 302 to 2503 code for a protein of 733 amino acids.
AAUACUAGUAGCAUUUAAAAAUGGAGAGGGCUCAUUUAAUACAGCAAACACAGAACUCUAUUAGUAGCUUUUUUAUUUAUUGAAAACUCUAUUAUUUCUUUAUUUUUUUUAAGGGGGAAACGAGAGAAGGAAUCGGAAUAAGAAAGGCUUUCAACUCUCAACCCCAAGGUAAGUCAAGGAUCCUUUAGUUGUGGGGUGGGGUUGAAUUUCAAGCUUCCUUUUUUGGCUUCAGAAAGUUUGGAUUUUGAUGGUAAUGUAGGUGUUGUGUUGACGGCUCCCCUUUUAUUCAGCUUUCGUUCCAAUGGAUUCCUCUUUCGAGGGAGUUACUCUUGAUCCAUCAAAAUGUAGUGAAUUGAGUAUGGAUGAAAAGAGAGAGCUAGUCUAUGAAUUAUCAAAGAGGACAAGCAGGGCCCCUGAAAUGCUACAAUCAUGGAGCCGUCAGGAGAUUUUGCAGAUCUUAUGCGCUGAGAUGGGGAAGGAAAGGAAAUACACUGGCUUGACAAAGCUGAAAAUUAUAGAAAACCUUUUGAAAAUUGUAGCUGAAAAGAAUUCGGGAGAUCAGGAGGGUGUGACGGAGCCUGAAUUGCAAUCUUCCCCAACAAAUGGCCAGAAAACAUCCAAAAGGCAAAGGAAGGCUGAUCAUCCGUGUCGACUGCCUGUUCCGGUGAAUGAUCUUCCGAUCAAUAAUGGUGGAAAUGACACGACCAAUGCUGUUUAUUGUAAAAACUCAGCUUGCAGGGCUAGCUUGAGACAAGAAGAUACAUUUUGCAAGAGGUGUUCCUGCUGCAUCUGUUAUAAGUUUGAUGACAACAAGGAUCCUAGCCUGUGGUUAAUUUGCAGCUCAGAGCCUCCUUUCCAGAACAAUUCCUGUGGCAUGUCAUGUCAUCUUGAGUGUGCUUUAAAACAUGAGAAUUCUGGUUUUCUGAAAGAUAAACGGCAUGCAGGACUUGAUGGUAGCUUUUAUUGUGUAGCAUGCGGGAAAGUAAAUGAUUUGCUUGGGUGCUGGAGAAAACAACUUAUGGCUGCAAAAGAUACGAGGAGGGUGGACAUACUCUGUUAUCGCGUCUCUCUAGGCCAAAAACUUCUUAAUGGUACUCAAAAGUAUCAAAAACUUUCUGAGAUUGUUGAUGAAGCUGUCAAGAAGCUUGAAGCUGAAGUAGGUCCAUUGACAGGUGUGCCUGUGAAGAUGGGUAGGGGUAUCGUCAACAGGCUUUCUUCAGGACCGGAAGUUCAGAGACUAUGUUCUUCAGCGAUCGAAUUACUGGACAAAAUGAUUUUUGAUACUACCUCAAAUUCUUCACGAGAUCUUUCAUUCCCCGCAGGUUCAAGUUCAAAACCUCCAACAAUUGUAUGCUUUGAAGAUGUUCGACCGACUUCCCUUACAGUAAUUGUGGGCUCUGAAGAAAAUUUUCCAGAUGGUGUUAUUGCUCACACCUUAUGGCAUCGCAAGGAUCAUGAUAGGGAUUACCCUGUUAAACCGACAUGUACAUUGUUUGUGCCAAACAGAAGGUAUGUUGUCACAGGGCUGACUCCAGCUACCAAGUAUCAUUUCAAAGUCGUCUCCUUUAAUGGGACAAGGGAGUUCGGUCCAUGGGAAGUGCCGAUUUCGACAGCCUUUAAUGGGGAUGAAGUUCCAAGUUGCCCUGUGAUGGGAAGAAGUCAAAGUCCAGCUACCAACUAUAGUAGCCUUUCUAAUCCAUCUUCUGUGGAGGAUGAAACUAAUAACAAUACCCCAUACAGUGAUCAGAAUGAUGACCGGGCUGACAAUUAUGCAAAAUAUUGCAAGGACAUGGAUACAAUUAUUCCCACAAAUCCAUCUGAAGGUGCCGCCAACUGCACUGUCCUUGGUGAAGAUUCCAUCCCUGCAGAUGAAGUUUCUCUGUUGGGUGUGGACUGUUCCAUGGAGAUUGUUGGUCCCAUACCUGAUUCUGAUGUCUUAAAUGUCGAGAAAAAACAGACAUCAGAGGAGACAAGCACUGAUAACGGCUCUGAUGCCCCCGCUCAGACUGGUACCGAGUGUGUGGCAUUUGUGGGUUGCUCCGAAGCUGGCCUGCCUGUUACUCCCUGCAGGAUGGAAAUAGUAAAAGAUGGACAAGGAAGGAGUGGGAGAUAUAAAUCCAGCAAUAAGGACCCGAAGAAUAGGACUGGUAAAGGAGAAGAACCCUGUGAUGGCAGCUCCUCCAAGAAGCGAAAUGGGGAAAGGCGGGACGAAGAAUGUGUGGAAAAUGGUGUCUCGGAAAUGGAUUUCGAGCAUUGCGUGAAGGUGAUCAGAUGGUUAGAAUGCAAAGGUCAUAUCGAGAAGAACUUUAGGCAGAAAUUCCUCACCUGGUAUAGUUUGAGAGCCACCCCGCAGGAGGUGAGGAUUGUGAAGGUCUUUGUUGAUAUCUUGAAUGCAGACCCAGCAUCGCUUGCCGAGCAGCUUGUCGACACAUUUUCGGACUGCAUCUCAAGUAAACAAACAUCUACGGUGCCUGCUGGCCUCUGCAUGAAGCUUUGGCAUUGAUGUUAGCCUAUAAGAUGUAGUUUUUUAAGUGCAAACCUGGUGAGGGUUUGUGUUAGGAUAAAUUUUUUAGACCCAUAACAUAUAUAUAUAUUUAACAUUUUCUUGUGUCAUGCUUAUGAUUAUGUAAUUCUUGGCUGAUUUACACAGGGUUG